GGAGAGUCGAUUGAUUCUUCUCCUUCAAUCACCUUUCAACGAUAAGACAGAGAGGCAAAACGAGUUUCACAGAUUCCUAAAAAGGAAAGAUCUCCGGUUUACAGAACGGCGCAGAAUCAUCAUUUCCAAACUUCUGAUUUUUCUGAUUUAUCUUCGAUUUGGAUCCAAUCUCAAUCCUCGAUUUCUCCGACUGGUUAGAUUUUUUCCGACUGGUUCGAUUUUUUCUGGUCAAGGGUGGCAAUGGCUAAUUCCAAGGGAUCACAGAGUGUUAAAGACUUGACGUACCCAGGAAAAAACGCUUUGCUCCCUCCAAAGAUUCCGUUUCCUAGCGUAUCAGCACCGUAUUCCGAGUAUAUUCCCAGUGGUUCGAUUGGUUCAAGGCAUAAUCAGAAGCUUAGUGUAGAGAAAACGCACCACCAGAGGACAUCCUCUGAGAGCGAUUUGGUAGAAGAGCCUCCCUUUUGGCUUGAUGAUCUACUCAAUGAGCCAGAGAGCCCUGUUCGAAAAUGUGGUCACCGGCGUUCAUCAAGUGACUCGUACGCGUAUCUAGACAUGGCUAAUGCCAAGAACAUAAGCUUGACUCUCCAAAAUGAUUUCAGUUAUAGGAAUGUUGGUUCUUCCAAUCAAAGAGGAACUCAGGAGCUUGAUUGGAACAAAAAUGCUCAGGACGCUGCCUUCUACCCUGAUGCUAAUUUUCUAAAACAGACGAUUCGACAGCGAGAGUCUUUGGUGGCAUCUGGGCCUCGCUCUUCUUGGUUGCCUUUUACUCGAGAGAGUGUGGGUGGAAAACACAUGGGACCAUCGUAUAUGUCUCAAGAAGCAACAGUGAAAUCAGAAACAAAGAACUACGCCAAAACUCUUUCUCAUGAGGCUAAAAAGUUCUCUCCUGAGGAAAAAAACUCCAGUCCUCAGCCCGGGACUUAUGAUGCUGACAAUACUAGACGAGCCAAACAGCAAUUUGCGCAACGAUCACGGGUCCGUAAGCUCCAGUACAUAUCUGAGCUAGAAAGGAAUGUACAAGCAUUGCAGGCAGAAGGCUCCAAAGUUUCAGCUGAGCUUGAUUUUCUCAACCAGCGGAAUUUAAUUCUGAGUAUGGAAAAUAAAGCUCUUAAGCACCGCCUCGAAAGUAUAGCUCAGGAGAAGCUGCUCAAACAAUUGGAACAGGAGGUGUUGGAAAAGGAGAUUGGAAGACUACGAGCUCUGUAUCAGCAACAACAACAAACAAACCAACCAUCAGCAAGUCACGGACGGUCUACUAGCAAAGAUCUCGACUCUCAGUUCUCAAGUCUUUCACUGAACACCAAGGAUUCCAACUGUAGGCGUGACUCUGUGUCUGUGACGGGUCAAUUCCACUUUUAGUCAAUGAAUCUCUCUACCCACUGGUUCAUUAGACCUUAAGGACCUGGCGUAGGCUUUUCAAACAAGAUCAGACCCUGAUCUACUGUCUUGUAAUACUCCUUCACCGCACACGUUUUUAACUCCCCGGCCAUUACUUUUUCCAUUACCUGAAAACCUAUUUUACUUCCAGCAGAUGUCUUGCCUGAGGUGGUUUAGUUCGAAGAUCAGACACCUGGACUUCAUUUAUCUGGUGAUUGUUGUACCGACUUGUGAUAUGGGACCGAAUAUUUCGAUACCCGGACAAAGUAAAAAACACUGAUCUGUGGAGUUGUACUAUGAUCUCUACUGUUUGUUUGUAUUGUAUUGUAUUUUAUAUUAGUGGUAAAAUGGUGCAUUCCCUUCGAGUGAAUGCUUCAUGUAAAGUAUAUGAUGUCAUUUCCUGUUGUAAGACUUCCCAAAUGUCAAGAUAUUUGAUUG
Messenger RNA from Eutrema salsugineum, 1815 nucleotides. RefSeq lists its product as uncharacterized. The transcript is spliced from 5 exons. Gene Ontology annotation, biological process: regulation of DNA-templated transcription. The coding region runs from base 241 to 1359 and encodes 372 amino acids. Gene Ontology annotation, molecular function: DNA-binding transcription factor activity. Lineage: Eukaryota; Viridiplantae; Streptophyta; Magnoliopsida; Brassicales; Brassicaceae. The record is from RefSeq and is a predicted model, not a curated record.